AUUGCGCAACCACAUGCUUCAUUCAUCAUGGUGGAUUUCAAGCCCAAGGCAAUACGGGAAAGUCAACUUGAGAGAAGACAGGUUGAACUAGCUGUCCCUGCUCUUGUGAAGUUCGCGAGUCAGAAACGAGGCAAACAGCUGCGGCUUUUGAAUGAACACGAAACAAUUUUGUUGAUCUUAGCUUUAAAGAAGAUUCCAAACCCUGACAAGAAACCAAGAAGAAUCCCUUUACCAUACUCUUUGCAUUCAGAGAAUGUAGAGGUUUGUUUGUUUACCAAAGAAGAUAGUUCAAAAGUCAAGCAACUACUGAAAUCAAAAGAUGUUACAGUCAAAAAGGUAAUCUCUCUGACCAAGCUUCGUAAGAAUUACCAGUCAUUUGAAGCAAAAAGACAGCUCUGCUCAUUGUAUGAUGUGUUCAUUUGCGAUGAUGCCAUCUACCAUCUGUUGCCCAAGUUACUAGGAAAAGUUUUCUUCUCAAGGAAAAAAUUUCCCAUCCCAGUUAGUUUAAAGAAAGUAAACUUGAAGAAGGAAAUUGAUAAGGUUCUUAACUGUUCUUUCAUGACACUGGGGCAUGGAUCAUGCAGUGCAAUUAAGGUGAGCCAUACUGGACAAUCAAUUGAACAAGCUGUAGAGAAUGUUGUCAGUGCUGUCAGCGAAAUCACCAAGAUUGUCCCAAGAGGAUGGAAUAACAUUCAAUCCCUAAACCUCAAAACAUCAGAUUCAAUAGCUCUUCCACUCUAUACAUCACUACCUGAAAAAUCUCACAUCAUAGAGGACUCACAGCCACCUGCUAAAAGAAGGAAAAAGGAGACAUGACCACUGCCAUUAUCUAGACUGCAUAAUGUAAAGAACCUCAUUUUGAGGUUCUUGAGAAACUAUUUCUUUGAGUGAAGAAGCAACAGAAAUUGGUGGUUUGGGAUAUAAGGAAGGAACAUAUGAGAUUUCAGUGUUAGUUAACCCUUUAACGACCUAGAUGUUUUUGUCACUUCUCCCCUCUAGCUGCUACACACUUCCUUGUAAAUUGGUGAUGAGAAUUUGGUGUUAGAUCAAGAUAACAACUUUACUUGAUGAGUUUAAGUAUUCUCAUUACCUGUUUGCUGGACGAUGUAUGAAUGUUAUGGGAAGAAGUUACAUGUUAAUCACUUGAGGGAGUUAAAGGUUUAAGUUUUUCUGGGCAUAAACCAAACUGCAUAGCUGGAAGAUUAGUGGCAUUUAACUCCCAAGAUCUGAUUGUUAAUUCUCCCCUCUAGCUGCUACACAAUUCCUUGUGGAUUGGUUUGGAGAAUUUGGUGUUGGAUGUAGAUAACAACUCUUACCUGUUAAGUUUAAGUUUCUCAUUACCAGUUGGCUGGAUUUUGUGUGGAUAUUAUCAGAAGUUACAUGUUAAUCACUUUUGAGGAAGGGAUUAAAAUGCAGGAUCAAAUGUGACUGGUGAAGCUGUGAGAUGAGAUCCAGCUGAAUUUCUCAAUUUUCUCAUUCCUGUUGUCUUUUCAACUUAUUAGCUCAAGAGAAAAAAAAAACCUUUCUUACCUCAUAGAUUAUGCAAGGUUUGCUUAAAUGUAAAUUGUAAUUUUGCCAACAAUCCUUUCACUCUCAGGAGUGAGCAAUAAGUAAUUUAUUCUUGCAAUAUCAUUUCAAUGUUCAGCAUGAAGGUGAUUCGAAGAAAAUGUUAACACGGAAUAAUUUUUUAUUUUGCUCUAAAUUCUUAAAGCUGAAGUUGUAAGAACUUGUGAUAGACAGUGCGGAGAAUUGAUAUGUAGAACAUAGUAACUUCGUCAAAGUCAGUAAGAUGUUGAGAAUUUGGGGUCUUAUCUAAGACACCUCACUGGUUUGGUCGUUAUCCAACAAACUAUGCAACUUUGUUCAGUUUGACUCUUUGAAGUCUCCCAUUCCUGUCAUUAAAUUGAAACAAAUCUAAUGUAAA
Pocillopora verrucosa is the source of this 1924-nucleotide messenger RNA. Its product is annotated as ribosomal L1 domain-containing protein 1-like. The record is from RefSeq and is a predicted model, not a curated record. Gene Ontology annotation, biological process: maturation of LSU-rRNA. Gene Ontology annotation, molecular function: RNA binding. Gene Ontology annotation, cellular component: cytosolic large ribosomal subunit; 90S preribosome. Lineage: Eukaryota; Metazoa; Cnidaria; Anthozoa; Scleractinia; Pocilloporidae.